Molecule: messenger RNA, 5139 nt
Organism: Entamoeba invadens IP1
Lineage: Eukaryota; Evosea; Mastigamoebida; Endamoebidae
Product: protein serine/threonine kinase, putative
Exons: 2
Coding region: 1-5139 (1712 amino acids)
Biological process (GO): protein phosphorylation
Molecular function (GO): protein kinase activity; ATP binding
Source: RefSeq, a predicted model, not a curated record
AUGUUUUUUCUGUUUAUUGUAGUUGUUUAUACAACUGCAUUGGAAUGCAUACCAUACUCAACAGUAUGUGAGGGUGGAUACACAUACAACGCAGUCAAAGUCAACGCAUCUUCGUGUAGUACAAUCCGGGUAUUCGACUCUUUCAAUUUGUCCUGCGAUUGUGUGUUACAACUUUUAUCACCCACAAAAUUUGUUGUGUCGCGUGGCGCUUACGUUAUACUCGACUUUGAAAAAAACCUAACAAAUUACAUCGAAGAAUUCAUUUUAGAGGAUUACUCGUCCGUAACUUUUCAGUCAAAAAUCGAUAUAUUCCAGUUCAAAAAGUUCAAAUUUGGAUUACACACACAAGUGACAUAUUAUGAGUAUAUAGUGUAUAUGAACAAUACUAUAGUAAUGCCACCCCAACUCUCUUCGUCGUACACGAAAGGUGUCACUUUCAUCAACUCAAAUGUGACUAACAAAUCACCAAAAUUUGCUGUUACAGGAACAUUGAGUUUUUAUAAUUCGACAUUUUCAAAUACCGUAUUACUCGAUCUAUCUGCUACUGUUAUUCUAUUUAACGACUCGGUGUAUGACUUUCGAAAUGAGCUUAAGACAUAUUACGACCAGCCAAAGAUCUCCUCGAAUCAUAUGAUUUUUACUGGGAAGUCGUAUGGAAAGAUAACCAAUUUUGUGUUGUAUAAUGUGAAUAACAUCACAGUUGGUGGAAGAUCGGAAAUCAUAUACAACAAAGAAGACUUUAUAGAGGAUUUAAUGUUUAAUUUAACUCUAACAGAUGACUCCAUUUUUCACAUCUUUGGGGAGUACCAAGUCGGUUCUUCGUUUAUUGAAAUUAUAAGUAAAUCGAUAUUAUACGUCGAGAAAGAGUCAUCACUGUCAAGAGGUACUUCUUCAACAACAAACUUUGGCUUUGUAAUUCAAGAGAACUCAAUUGUUCAUGUUUUUGGCUCUAUACAGCUCUUCUCUUAUAUUCUUGGUAAAGACAAUGCAUCGAUUUAUAUGGAUGGGUCGGUCUCAACUGGGAUAUUUCCAUUGCCAAUUAAUAUCACAUUAUGUGGAGAUGCAUAUUUGGAGGUUGGUGGAAAUGUCCAAUUAAUUACCGACAACUUGAGUGUGUAUGACAACGCAAGAGUUGUGUUCAAAGACUAUAUGAAUGUAAAAGUGACUUUGUUUUCAUUAUUGGAAUUGUAUGAUGGAAUGCGCUUGUUUCUAUAUGACAACUCUUCACUCUACUUUGAUGUGUAUGACAAGAUACACGCAUCAGAUGGUAUUUAUAUGACGUACAUGUAUGACAACUCGAAAAUAGUGUUUCAUGGCAAGAAUCACGGAUUUUUGUUUCAAGUGGAAUUGAAUAACAACUCUCAAAUAAUAACAAACGACUCCGUGGACGUGACAUUGGCCCAUGUCAAUUUAAAGGACAAUUCAACAAUUACAGUCUCAGACAAUUCCAAAGUGAUUUUAGCAAAUUUAAAGUCUUCAUAUACAUCGAAAAUAGUGUUUAAAAGUAAUGGGAAAAUGUCGUUAAGAUGUUCCACUGGGGAGUACAACGACGUCUGCUUAUUUGAAGAGAGUGUAAUCAAUUUGAAUGGCUUUCCUUUCGACUUUACAAACGUUUCGCUUAAUAGUGCACCACUUGAUGUGUUUGAUACAAAAUUACUUUUUAAUGACUCAACAUUGGAAAACACAAUAUUACCAACAGAGAGAUGCAUAAGUCUAUUCUCAUUUGGAAAUGAUGCGACUGUACCAACUUUCACUAAUCCACAAUUCUUCAAGUUAUUUGAUGGGAAGUUGGUAAGGUUUUGCCCAGACACAAUGAACAGUAAUAUGGAAAAAACUUAUUGCACUAUGACAAAUGAAAAUUGGGACGAAUCACAUUUGUUUGAGAGAAAUUACCCAUUUGAUCAAGCUCAUUGUCCUUAUCCCAAUGUUGAAAUAAUAACUUCAUUAAGUCGUGUUGUAAUUGGAAACUAUCAAAUAUCGGCAACAUUUCUUAAUGAAACGAAUUUGGUAUUCAGUGAAGUUGCGAAUGCGCCACAGAAAGUCACUGGGAAGCUGAAAGAAGUUACUUUUCCAUCUGGAGUGACAAUUAAAAAUUUGUGUUCUGUCAUUGAACGAGUUGUUGUUGAAUUACUACAAAAUGGGACGUAUAGUUACACGUCUGUUUGUAAAGAGUUUUCGAGUACAAGUCUGACACAUUUUAAAAUAUCAAAAGAGAGUGAGAUGAAAGGGACAUUGGAGCAAGGGUAUCUUACUAUAGACAACAACACUUUUAUUAUAUCAACUAAUUUUGGAGUUCUACUUUACAUUUCAAACAAAUUGGCACCUUCAUAUAUAACAACAAACCUCACUUUUGAUAUUCUUGUUAUUGGAAAGAUUGGAUUCUUUUCAUCUGGUGAGUUGUGUAAAUAUGGUCGUGUCACGUCUACAAUUUCUGAGUGUUUUAAAUAUGACAAGAUGCGAUGUGAUGAAGGGUACUUUAAGAACGGAAAUAGUUGUAUUGACUGUGUUGAUACCAAUUGUAUAAAAUGCACAAACAAAGAGUGUGUUUUAUGUGCAAAUAACUUCGUUCUUAAUAAUGGUGUUUGUGAUCCAAAACCAUCGAGUUGUCAGUAUGCAUUGAAUAACAUAUGUUUUAAAUGUCAAGAUGGGUAUUCGAUGGUGGGCACAAAAUGCUUAACAACAUCACCACUUCCCAAUUGCACUGAAAGUCGAAACAAUAUAUGUAUACAGUGUACAUCAACUUUGAUGGUAAUAAAGGAUGGAAUUUGUGUGCAAUAUGAAGGAGCUGUAUUGACGACUUUAAUAUCAGUUAUAAAAUGUGAACCGGGCUAUUACACGAUGAAUGGGAUAUGUUACAAAUGUAUUCAAACGCACCCACACUGUUUAACAUGUGACUCAUUAAAAUGUUUUAUCUGCGAAAAUGGUUAUGAUCUAAAGAGUGAUGGAAUGUGCUAUGAUCAAAAUUGCGAGACAUACAAUUAUGUAGAUGUCUGUAUCACGUGUAAAGAGGGGUAUUUACUUGAUGAAUCUAAAAAGUGUAUGACUCGUAUUGAUAAUUGUUCGCUACAGUCAUUGUAUACGUGUUACCUUUGUGAAGAAGGUCAUUACCUUUUAAAUGGAAUUUGUGUUUCCAUUAUCGCAAACUGUUUAAGCAACUCCAACACUGGAUGUAUAAGAUGUAACCCGGGCUACUUUCUUAAUUCAAUGAAGUUGUGCGAAAAAUGCCAAAUAAAUUGUUUGACGUGUGGCACUUCACCUUCAAAUUGUCUUUCAUGCCACGAAAACACCUUUUUGUUUGAAAACAAGUGUAUUACGUCUUCCAAGUAUGGCAAUUUAUGUGACAGAUAUACCUCAAAUGGGUAUUGUGUCCAUUGUAUAUCGGGAUACUUCUUAGAAAGUGAUUCAUGUCAAAUGUGUUUAUCGUCGUGUGGGAUAUGUAGUAACAAGUAUUACUGUAUAACAUGUAAAGAGGGGUACUUUUUGUCAAUUUAUGGAGAGUGUUUAAAUAAUUCACAAGUUGGUGACUGUGCAGUCAAUGUAUCGACUUCAUAUGGGUGUAUAAAAUGUAAUCCGGGUAAUUAUUUACAUGAUAAGCAGUGUUUCAAUUGUCCUUUUGGAUGUGAUUCAUGUGAUGCAAUGCAAUGUUUCUCUUGUUAUGACGAAUAUGUGUUUAUAAACAAACGGUGUAUUGCACGUGUAUUUAUAUCAAAAUGUCUUUCAGCAAAUAACGGUACAUGCGUUUCAUGUUCAUUCUGGUACGUUCCAAGUACUGAUGGGACUUUUUGUAAAAAUGCGCCAGUGUGGUGGGUGAUCUUUCUUGUAGUUGUUUGGUGUUUUAUAGUUAUGGUUGUGGCCAUACUAAUACUUAUCUUCAUCCUUUACAAAAUUAUAUCAAAAUAUAUCCGAAACAAAAAGUUGGAUAUGUUAGUCACAAAGAUGUCCAAUGGUAAUAUCCUUACACAUGAAUUAAUACAAGGCGUAUAUUCCAAUGUGAGUAAAAUAAUUGCUGACAACGAAAAUAGUCUCCUUCCUGUAUUUGUAAAGACUACCACAACAUUUGUUGUAGGCAAUAAAGAGAAACAUACAGUACGACUUCAAGUUAAAGGACAGAACAACAAAUAUCGAUAUCUUAUAAGUGUAACACCACCCGUAGUAUUAUUAAAGAAGAACGAGGCGUGCACUUUUACAGUAACUAUAGAGCCUUAUUGUACUUGUCGAAUUGAUGACAUUGUUUCAAUUUUUAUAAAUGAUAAAAAUAAACAAAGAGGUGAACGUGUGACACUUCCUAUAAUAGCAGAGUCUAUGAUGUCGUCAUAUUUAGAUCAAACAGAAAUAGUUAUAAAACGUAUGAUAGGUGAAGGAAGCUUUGGUAAAGUGUAUUUAGGACUCUUUAGAGGCACACAAGUUGCUCUUAAAAUAUUGAAACAGAUCAACUUAGAUCAAGAGACGUUAAACGAAUUCAAAAAAGAGGUGGAGAUGCUCAACAAAUUUCGAUGCGACCAAAUCAUUCAUUUCUUUGGAAGUGUACGCAUGCCAAAGAUCAUAGGAAUGGUGAUUGAAUAUGCACCUUAUGGUUCUCUCAGAAACAAUUUCAAUACAAAGAAGGAACAAGUCGAUGAAAAAAUUCGAAUUAAAAUACUUCUUGACACAUCCACAGCACUCAGUUACUUACAUUCCAAUGGGGUGCUUCAUCGAGACAUCAAACCUGACAAUGUACUUCUUUUCGAUAAAACAAAUAUUGUCUCUACCAAUGCAAAGCUUUCUGAUUUUGGUUCAUCGAGAAAUAUUAAUUUGUUCAUUUCAAAUAUGUCAUUUACAAAAGGAGUUGGUACACCCGUCUACAUGGCACCAGAAAUAUACAACAAAAACAGAUAUAGUAAAGCUGCAGAUAUAUUCGCGUUGGGAAUUACAAUGCUCGAAUGCAUGAAAUGGGGUGACGCUUAUGUCGGGGAGAUGUUCACAUUCGCGUGGCAAGUGCCUGAUUUUAUAAACAAAGGAAAUCGACUUCCAAAGCCGGAUAAUGUCACGGAUGAAAUGUUUCAUGUUAUUCAGGCGUGUUGGGAUGAUAUACCCCAAAACAGGUUAACUGCAGAAGAGGUGUGUAACACAUUAGCACUUAUUGAACAGAGACUUAACUAA